CCUACAUCAAUUAAUGUAAACAUUGGAUACCGGCAUACAAAGCUCACACCGUCUUUAGAAUUCUUUAAGGUUCUGAGUUCCGCACAGAUAAGUUUUCAGCUUUCUCGUUCGUGUUACUUGUGAUACGUCUUUACUCUACUCUGCAUCAAAGCACGAUACAUUGGUAAUUCUAGAGCUGUCACCGCAGUCUAUGUACCUAAUCUAUCUCGUCAAUUCCAUCCAACCCCUGAUGGUUCCGCCUUCAAAUUGUCUUACCAGCUACUUAGUACCUACUAUCACAUUACAGUCACAUCUCAUUCCAUGAAUCCCGCCAAACAACAACUGAGCAAUCUAUCCGAGACGGAGGACCUACACAUACACCUCGCUCUCUCACAGGAUAGGGCUGCAGACGACGCUUCUUCUCCUCCAAUGCCGCUCCCACCCAACACCACGCCGGUUCCCAAUCCGGUGUUCAUGCCGGGCAUGUCGCACCAAACGGAGGCGCCCGCGGCAACAACUCCAACUCCAACACCUUCUUCAAAGGAUCAGUCAACCUCCGUAGCAACAACCCCCACCUUCGACCUCCCACGCCUCCGCCUCCACAUCCAAGAAAUCAACCACCCCGGCUCCUCCGUCUUCCUCUCCGCCAUCAACGCCUCCACCGUUCUAAAAACGAGCAUCGAAUCCAUAUACAAGUACCUCUACCUCUCCACCUCCACCCCCACCUCCCGCCCCUACCCGCCCCCACCAACACGCUCCGUAACCCUGAUCCUGCGCCCCAUGGACGGCGUCGCCUACACGACGGGCAGCGACCUCGACCCAGAGCACAAGGAGAUCCACUUCUCCUUACCCUACAUCUCGACCAUCACCCCGCCCACCCGGCAAACCUCCGAGAUAACCGGCAUCAUCACGCACGAGCUGGUGCACUGCUACCAGCACACGGGCCGCGGGUUCGCGCCCAGCGGGCUGAUCGAGGGCGUCGCCGACUGGGUGCGCCUGCAGUGCGAGCUGGCCCCGCCGCACUGGAACCCGGCCGAGGUCCCCGCCAAGUGGGACGCCGGGUACCAGCACACGGCCUACUUUUUGCAGUACCUCGAGGACCGCUUCGGCGCCGGCACCGUCCCGCGGCUCAACGAGAAGCUGCGGACCGACAAGUACGUGGAAAAGGCCUUCUGGACCGAGCUUGUGGGCGGGCCUGUCGAACAACUGUUUAAAGACUACAUCAAGACAUUACAGAAAGACGGUGAUAAGUGUUGCGUUGAGUUGAGUUAAGCUGAAUUUGAGUCAAGAGCAAGUCAUGGAACCAUGGACGAAGGGCCGAGUCACUUUCUCAAAAAGGGCGCUCUUAUUGAAUGGCGUUUAUUCUAGUUGUGACGCGAGCUUGUAAUACCCACUUAGCAUGCAA
Molecule: messenger RNA, 1384 nt
Organism: Hypoxylon fragiforme
Lineage: Eukaryota; Fungi; Ascomycota; Sordariomycetes; Xylariales; Hypoxylaceae
Product: BSP-domain-containing protein
Exons: 1
Coding region: 301-1251 (316 amino acids)
Source: RefSeq, a predicted model, not a curated record